ACGGGAGGAGUGGGAUGGGGACUCGGGGUCAAAGGUGUGGUGCCUCUCGUACCUUGCGGCAAGUCUGACUGUCCGCCUUCCUCGUCUCCAUCAGGGUAUUGUCCAGGUCGAAGAACACCGUGCUCAAGGACGAGAGGGGCCUCCGAUUGUGUUGAUUGCGGAACGCAGUUUCCAUAUCGCUGUCCCCUUCGAUCUUCCGUAGCUUCCUGCUUCCUAGCGACUGCGCUCCCAAAUGACGACACGUGUCGUGUCUUUCAUAAAUUUCAAUACCAUCGACUUAAGAAUAUAUAGACUAUUAGCCGUUCAUAUUGAUAUGAAUGAAGGGGGGAGGGAGUUUAAUUUGUUUGCGCGAGAAGGAAACGUCAUCACGGAUGAUCUUGCAUAUAUUUAGCGUUCUAGGUUGUAUUUGAUGAGAAAUCAAAAAUUUUCAUGCUGCGCAUGUCACACGAAGUUUCAAACAUUUUGGCGGAAAAGUGUAUUUGUGAAACGUUGACAGUGAGGGUGAGGUGUUUUUCGGCAACAGGUUGUCAGGACACAUUAAUUAAAAUGGUAUCGACAGCGUCAGCAUUAACGGCGAAUGUGCAAACGGAGGAUGAGUUAGACGAUUAUACUCCGGCAAAGCUGAUCAAGGCACUAGAGAAAAAUGGCAUCACAGCUGGGGACAUCAAAAAGCUGCAGGAAGCCGGUUAUUAUACCGUUGAAUCGGUGGCAUAUGCUCCAAAGAAGGAUAUCGUACUCAUCAAGGGCAUCAGCGAGGCUAAAGCGGAUAAGUUGUUGGAGGAAGCCUCCAAGAUUGUCAUGAUGGGCUUUAAAAGUGCUACAGAAAUACAUCAGACACGUGCAAAUAUUGUCUAUGUUACCACUGGUUCUAAGGAAUUGGAUAAGCUGUUAGGUGGUGGAAUAGAGACUGGGUCUAUUACAGAGAUCUUUGGAGAAUUCAGAUCAGGAAAGUCCCAGUUGUGUCAUACUCUUGCUGUAAAUUGUCAGCUACCAAUUUGUAUGGGUGGCGCAGAGGGAAGAUGCCUCUACAUAGACACAGAGAAUACUUUCAGACCAGAAAGAUUGGUGGCAGUUGCUGAGAGGUACAAGAUUGAUGGAAAAGCUGUUUUGGAGAAUGUCGCUUAUGCCAGAGCUUUCAACACCGAUCAUCAGACUAAGUUACUAGUUCAAGCCAGUGCUAUGAUGACAGAGGCUAGAUACGCUUUGUUGAUAGUCGACAGCGCGACUAGUCUCUACAGGACUGAUUAUACCGGCAGAGGCGAAUUAUCUGCCAGACAGACUCAUCUAGCGCGAUUCCUCAGAAUGUUGCUACGACUGGCAGACGAACACGGGAUUGCUGUUGUUAUAACGAAUCAGGUAGUUGCACAAGUUGACGGAGCUGCUAGUAUGUUUGGUGGCGAUCAGAAGAAACCUAUCGGUGGUCAUAUCUUGGCACAUUCAAGCACAACCAGAUUGUAUUUGCGUAAAGGCAGAGGUGAAAGUAGGAUAUGUAAAGUAUACGAUUCACCUUGUUUACCAGAAAGUGAAGCGACCUUUGCAAUAAACCCAGAUGGUAUAGGUGAUGUACAGGAAUAAACUUGUCAACUGAAUAGUAUAAGAAAUAUAUGCAAAAAAAAUGGAA
Messenger RNA from Nylanderia fulva, 1621 nucleotides. RefSeq names its product DNA repair protein RAD51 homolog 1. Gene Ontology annotation, biological process: DNA strand invasion; mitotic recombination-dependent replication fork processing; DNA recombinase assembly. NCBI's taxonomy places the organism in Eukaryota, Metazoa, Arthropoda, Insecta, Hymenoptera, Formicidae. The record is from RefSeq and is a predicted model, not a curated record. Gene Ontology annotation, cellular component: condensed nuclear chromosome. Gene Ontology annotation, molecular function: double-stranded DNA binding; ATP binding; single-stranded DNA binding.